This is a messenger RNA of Durio zibethinus, 703 nucleotides long. RefSeq names its product fiber. The record is from RefSeq and is a predicted model, not a curated record. NCBI's taxonomy places the organism in Eukaryota, Viridiplantae, Streptophyta, Magnoliopsida, Malvales, Malvaceae.
CCAGGCGUUAAAAGGGGUCUUUCUGGAAAUUUAAAAAGAAAAAUAGAAAUACUACAAUAAUAAUGUUCUACUUUUUUUGGAUACCCGACCCAAACCAAAAUUUCCCGACUUUGAUUUGAUUUGAUCUCCUAAAAGAGGUGGAUCAUCUGGAUGAUCCAUUUUAUUCUUUGGGCAGCCAUUAAAAAACAGAGUUGCUUGCUCUUGGAAGAGAAGUCAGUGGGAGCAGGAAAAUCGAUUAGAGAGAUGGCCGUGAUGGAGAAGCUGAAGAUGUUCGUGGUGCAAGAGCCAGUUGUCGCAGCUUCUUGCCUUAUCGCUGGGUUUGGUCUCUUCCUUCCAGCUUUUGUAAGGCCCAUUCUAGAUUCAUUAGAAUCAUCAAAGCAAGUCCGUCAGCCUGCUUUAAAUGAUGUGGUUGGAGGUGUGACUGGUAAAAAGCAGGGUUGAUAUGAUUUAUGGAUUGAAAAGAGGCAAAAAUUCCAAUGUAGCUAGUAAUCAGCAACAAAAUAAACCUGCCUUUUAAAUUGAGGAACUCUUUAAAGAGUGACCUGUUCCUUCAACCUCCUGUUUAGUGGGAGAUUUGAGUGUUAUUUAGUUUUGAUUCUCAGCAGUUGAGGAUUACUCAAGGCAUGGAUGAUUCAUAUCAGAGUGAAAUAUGGGAUCUUCUGCUUAAGUUGCUUCCUUAUAAUUAAAGUUUAUUCUUUGGUUU